This is a messenger RNA of Fimicolochytrium jonesii, 2334 nucleotides long. RefSeq lists its product as uncharacterized. Lineage: Eukaryota; Fungi; Chytridiomycota; Chytridiomycetes; Spizellomycetales; Powellomycetaceae. The coding region runs from base 152 to 1993 and encodes 613 amino acids. The transcript has 4 exons. The record is from RefSeq and is a predicted model, not a curated record.
GCCUUUUUGGUCCUAAAAAAGUGCCCCGGGAUUGGGGUUUGUUAACUGACGGAAAACCAAUUGGGGGCUUUCUGAUGAUAGGUACGAGCGGCAUGUAGGACGCAUCCGACGACGGCGGAACGUGAUAAAUUACACCGCUGGAUGCUUAAUCAUGGCGAUCUUCUGGCAAAGGGCAUCUUCCGAUUGGGAUCCAGCGUUGCCCCUAUUCGAUAAGAUGUGCAUCGUCCAUGGUCCCUACGCGCUCGCGUACUUCAACGUCUUCACGGCCCUCCUCAUCUCCUGCACACAAACCGGCCCCUGGGUCUCCCGCUUCAACGCUUUCUUCCUCUUCCUCUACGUCACCGCCACAAUCUGGCUCAUCAACGUCCCCUUCAUUCACUACACUCCCAGCCGGGCCGCCUUCUCCCUCGCCGGGCCGGGCGAGGCGGCCCUCACGGCGGUGGCGAUGCGCUCGGUGAAUUGCAAGUGGAUGCAUAAGGCGGUCGUCACGGUGCUGUAUAUUUUGGGUGUGAGGACGAUUGUGACGGCGCUCUGGCACACGGAGGAUUUUGUGAAGGGGGGGUAUCAGGUGCCGUUGCAGCUGAUAUUUACGCAGUUGGUUACGUUGUUGAAUGAUGAUCGGAGACGAACGAUACAGGAAAAGAAAGAUUUUGUGCUCUUAUACCAAUCCAACCAGAACAAAAUCCUGAAUAAGCUCAGCCCGCGGAAGGCCAAGGGGAACUUAGUACGCCCGGUAUCGAUCCUCCGCACGGAAAAGAUGCGUGGGGCGAAUGGGUAUCACCAUGGUGAAAGCAGCCGAAAAGUGCUAUCAUUCGACAAUCACAACGACAACAACAAGGAGGAGGUGGAAUCGGCCGCCGUGGAACAGCAGGACGAGGCUGAAAAGUCUCGAUUUGAGAGCAGUCGCUGGAAAUCGAUAUUUGUUCUGGAUACACUAUCUGCUGCGAAGAACAGCAGCAAGCUACGGGAUAUCCAUGAACUAGGGUCCGCGAACGGCGAUACCCCCCACGACGCGUUUCGCACAAGGGCCAGGAACGCGUUGAAAUCCCUCUGGUCCACAAUCAAAGUCCUCGUCCUCCAUUUCUGCUGGCAACAGUUCCCCGCCUCCGAAUGGGAAUCCAAGUACGCCACCUUCAGCUCUAGAAUCUCCCAACGCCAACAACAAUUCGUCUUCCUCUCCACCGGCGUCUCUAGCGUGCUCUCCGCCUCGGGCGAGUACUACCUCACCCGCACAAUAACACCCUGGCUUUACCACAUGUGGAUCACCGUCCCCCUCGGGUGCGCCCUCGCCGCCGCCAUCAAAGAACUGCCCUGCCUCGGGCCCGCCCACCCCCGCCGCGAGCAACUCAGCUGUAUCAUCCUCGGCGCCCCCCUCGAGAUCGGCUUGGCAUUCAUCGUCGUGGAAACGUGGAAGCUGUGGGACGACAACUACGAAACGUCGACGGAUCUGUAUGGGCUGAUGGCACCGCUGGUCAGCGUGUUCCUGCUGCAUAUCAAUUUCAUAUUGUCGCGAGGGACGCUGCAGGGACUGAGGGGACCGUAUUCGAUGGCGGUUCUGGCGAUGGAGACGUGUGUUGCGGUUGGCGCGAUGGUGUUUAGUGGGGCGAGGUAUAUGCUGCAGCUGUAUAUGUCGGCGAUUUUGCUGACGGCGGCGAUUGUGGCGCAUGGGGAGGCCGAGCUUCGAAAACACUUCAUAGUCAACCAAGCCCUGAACCCCACCAUCCAAUCCCGCGCCAGCAAAUGCAUGUUUUCCCACCGAUGUGUAGCCGGCCGUGACGACGACGAUGCGGACGGCGACGACCCAGCGGCAUCCACGCCGCCGGUGAGCGCCACGCUGCAGCAUCUGAUGAGCAGUGUUGUGCCUGCGGAGUGGCCGGCGGUGGCUGCGGGGGGAGGCGGGACGGCGGUGCUCCCGGAGAUUGUGAGUCGGGACGAGGAGCAGGGGGAGGAGGGGAGGGAGGUGGCGAGUGUGGGAGGGAGUGGGGAGGGCUGAUCGAGUGUUUCGCCCGUGAGGUUUCCCGAUUGAAUCCUUACAAGAAAGGGUUAGACUCCCCCGUUUCUGAUACUUGCUGACCUUCCGCCUCGAUAGCUGUGUAUGUGUAUAUAGAAUAAUAGUAGUAAGGGUCAAUUGAGUCGGACAAUGGCUCACGCACCUGGUCGUUGGGUUUCCCCAUUACGGGGUCUGAAGAGCCCUCGACAUCUGCCGUAGCUGAGAACCGUACUGUAUCAGCCGUCGUGCCGUUAAGUUGCACUUUUUUUCUGCGUCCGCAGCCAGUGAGGCGAGAAUCAUUUUCCACCUUCCCAACCCCGACUCUGAGCAACUUCCCAUGUUUG